Molecule: messenger RNA, 1288 nt
Organism: Blepharisma stoltei
Lineage: Eukaryota; Ciliophora; Heterotrichea; Heterotrichida; Blepharismidae
Source: the annotation of a GenBank genome assembly
AUGGAAAAUAGCAUCAAAAGCCUUAUUGCUCUAAUAAGCGAGUAUUAUUUUUUUCUCAUUUACGAAUAAAUUUCUUUUUUAAUUUCUGCUUAAAAAUAUUUGGAAAUAUAAUUUCAUAUAUAGAAUUAGCUAGGUCUAUCAUUAUUAUAAUAAUCAUAAUUAAUAUAAAAAAAAAUAUUUUAUAUAACGUUUUGCUUGCUUAUGAUAGGAAUUUAAUUUAAAAAUGAGAUUUUUUUAAUGGUUUUAUUUAUCUGAGAAGUUAGUGGAAACGAAAUUGAUAUCAAUAGCUUGAUAAAAAAUAUACUCUCAGCAAAAGAAAUUGCGCAUAAAGAGCAGCCAAAGCAAGAAUUAAAGUUUCCAUAUAUAGAAUUAUAUGGAGGAACUAAGGAGAAAAUUUCCCCAAAACAUGUAAAACUAGCUCCAAUAGAAGGCAAUUUAGGAGAAAUUUUGAAUAGGGUGAGAUGCAGAAUGAAGGAAAGAGAAAACAAUUACAAUUAUUUAAAAUCUUUGAAAUUUUUAAAUCAAAAUGACUCCGCGGAGAAAAUGAUAGAAAAGCUGUCAAAUAUAGAUAUAGAAAAAAUAGGCUUAAUGACCUAAAUAGGCAAUAAGGGAAUAAAAAUUUUCCUAAACAUAGGAUAAUUUUAUUAUAAAUUAAAAGAUUUUAUAUAGCUUUUAUAGUAUAAUUAUUGAAAAAUCUCAAAGAAAGACAAAGAAGAAAAAGUCUAGUCUCUCUCCUGUAAGCAGUAAAAAAUCAAUUGAAAAUACUUUUGAUGGGACUUUAAACAGGCCAAGGAAAAUUGUAAUUACUGAUAUUGUAGAUAUGACUAAAUCUAAACCUCAGACAAAAAAGAUAAUAAAUUUAGACUCAACCCCAUCUCCCCAUUCUAAAAAGCAAACAAGGUAUUUUCCCAGAUUAAAUAGUAGAAAAUCAUCAUUUAUCGCUAAUAAGGAUUUUCUUAGCCCAAAUAAUAAGAAAUCUUCAUUUGCUGUCAAUACGGAUUUUCUUAGCCCAAUUAGUAAAAAAUCAUCAUUUAUUAGCAAUGAGGAUUUUGAUAAUGGAAACAAGCGAGUUUUUAAGAAAAGACUAAGCUCGUUUUCUCCAAAAAGAAACUCCAAAGCUAGCUUUGACAAGAUUUCUGAAGACUCGUAUUCUGGACCUAAAAAGGUAGAAUUAGCUGAUAUUAUAGUAACAAGCCAGUGGAAAUCUCCAAAAACAAAAGAUUUGCACUAUUCUCCAAAUUCUCGGGAAAAGUUAAAAAAUUUUGAAAAUAGCCGAUUGUCUACUUAA